CGCCUCUGAGAGAACAACGCUUGGAUCUCUGAAAGUUUCCGUCAUGGCUCCUAUUCCUAAAGCUCCAAGAACUCCACGGACGCCUAGAACUCCCAUCAAAUCUCUAAGAACUCCCAAGUCGACCUUGAAGACGCCGAGGUCUCUGAAGGCUCCGAGGACAUUGAAGACGCCCAGGAGGUUGAAAGCGACGGCGGGAAGGUCCUCAAGAACUCCUCGAGCCAACGCCAAGCCCCUGACGAUUGGCGACAUGGUCUUUGAGGCUGUAGAGGCUUUGAACGAUCGGAGAGGAGCGUCCCUGCAUGCUAUCAAGAGAUAUCUCCGCGACAACAAGAAGGUCGACACCGAAGCGAAGGCGGUCUUUAUCAAGAAGUAUCUCAAGGCCUUUGUGGAGGAAGGAAAACUAGUUCAGGUUGCAGGCACGGGCGCCAACGGGACUUUCAAACUGCCUGGAAAGAAAGCCACCUCGGAAAAGCUGUCUGGAGGCUCCAAGGCCGUCGUGAAGGUUGCGAGCAGACCGAAAAUUGGUAAAAUAGCAGGAAAGGCGUCUGUGCAUUCCUCUAAGAUCUCAGAUAAAAACACCAAGAUGCCAAGGAAGAUUUUCAAGGGAAAAAUUAGUAUGAAACAUUAGACAUGUACUGUAAAAGCUGAUCUUACGAAGGGAGAGAUGAUUAUAAUUGAAUGCAAUCUGAAUGUAUAGUUGGUAGUGCUCAUGGUUAUUAAAAGAAGUAUUUGUU
Messenger RNA from Penaeus vannamei (Pacific white shrimp), 734 nucleotides. RefSeq names its product histone H1. Gene Ontology annotation, biological process: chromosome condensation; nucleosome assembly; negative regulation of DNA recombination. The record is from RefSeq and is a predicted model, not a curated record. Gene Ontology annotation, cellular component: nucleosome; nucleus. Lineage: Eukaryota; Metazoa; Arthropoda; Malacostraca; Decapoda; Penaeidae. Gene Ontology annotation, molecular function: double-stranded DNA binding; nucleosomal DNA binding.